Molecule: messenger RNA, 408 nt
Organism: Menidia menidia (Atlantic silverside)
Lineage: Eukaryota; Metazoa; Chordata; Actinopteri; Atheriniformes; Atherinopsidae
Source: the annotation of a GenBank genome assembly
AUGCCUUGGACACACGCAGCUCUCCUGGCUGUCUUCACCGUGCUUUUGGCACUUUCCUUGACUCCGGAGGCCGACUCAGCAGCAGUGUCCGCCAGCACGGCUAAAAACCCGCAAGGUCCCAUGAGGAGGAUCUUCAUGAAAGAGGCCGAUGCCGCGAACUUCUUCAGGAAACGCAGCAGACGAGCCGUGAAGUCUCAGGAUGAGAUCAACGCUGAGCAGAGGCAGGUUUUGGCUGCCGAUGAACGGAAGAGGGAGUUUCACGAGGAGAAGAGAAACGAGUUUGAGAACUACGCCGAGGAGGAGAAUGAUGAGCAAGACGAGAGGACCAGAGAGAGCACCGAGCAGUGGAGGGAGUUCCACUACGACGGGAUGCACCCUCCCCAGGACUAUAACCGCCACACCAUUUGA